Molecule: messenger RNA, 4241 nt
Organism: Caretta caretta (loggerhead turtle)
Lineage: Eukaryota; Metazoa; Chordata; Testudines; Cheloniidae
Source: RefSeq, a predicted model, not a curated record
UGGUGGCUUCUAUGCAGGACGCUCCGUUAAUGCCGAAAGAGGCUGCCUGUGCCCAUGGGACGUGGACCCCUCAGGAGGCAGGGUCUGGGGCAGGGGGCUGCAGUGCAAUCCCUUGAUCGCUAGGACCCAGGAGCAGCUGGGAUGCGGAUCUGGGAGCGAUCGCUAGGGUCACUCAGUCCAGCAGCAGGAAGUGAAUCGCUCUCGCUGCAGUGACUUCGGGGCGCUGUGGGAGCCCACGCUCCUUGCAAGAUCCCCGAGCCCCGGCGGCUGCUGCUGGGGACCCCGAAGCCCUGGCUGCAGCCGGGAGAGGGGAAUCUCCAGCAGUAACAUUCCCGCUGCUCCCCAGGAGCCUCCCCCCGGUGCAGAGACCCCAGCCUGGCCAGGACCCCCCUUCCCAGGCCCCAGCCCCUGCUCCCGGGGAGGGCACCGCUUGGAGGGAAGGCUUCAGAAUAAGGACAACGUGUUGCUCCAGAUCAUCCCAUUUUCCUAGGGGACGGGGAAGGGAAAUGGCUAUGGUGGAGCCAGCUCAGAUGCCGGUGACCUUUGAGGAUGUGGCUGUGUAUUUCACGGAGGGGCAGGGGGCUCUGCUGGACCCCGGUCAGAGAGCCCUCUACAGGGACGUCAUGCAGGAGAAUUAUGAGACUGUGACCUUGCUGGGACUUCCCAUUCCCAAACCUGACCUGAUCGCCUGUCUGGAAGCAGGGGAAGAGCCGUGGGUCCCAGAUCUUCAGGCCUCCAAAGAAACGAAGCUCUCAAGAGGCACCCACGGAGCAGGUGAUGAGACAAUGAGUGAGAAUGAGGAGGGGAAUCCACAACAGGAAUGUCCCGAGCCAGUGGAACUGCAAGGGAGCACAGUUAGAAAAGCAGAUGGGAAUUUUUUCCAAUGCUUGGAACAGAGAAAACCCUGGAGUAAUUGGCACAGGUCAGAAAGGAAGCUGGGAAAUUGCCAAAGGAAGCAAGUGGAUGAAUCCAUUGAAAGUGGGAGAGGAGGCAAGGAUUCCAAGGAAAGCAAAGCCCAGCUGACAAAUCACAAAGGAAAGAAACCCUAUAAAUGCUUGGACUGUGGUAAAAGCUUCAGUGGGAGCUCAAAUCUUAUUAACCAUGGGAGACUGCACACGGGAGAGAGACCCUAUAAAUGCCUUGAGUGUGGGAAAAGCUUCAGUAAUGUCUCAGGCCUUAUUUGCCAUAGCAGAAUCCACACGGGAGAGAGACCAUAUAAAUGCCUUCAGUGUGGGAAGAGUUUCACUGUAUCCUCAGCCCUUAUCAUUCAUCAGAGAACCCACACGGGAGAGAAACCCUAUAAAUGUCUUGAGUGUGGAAAAAGUUUCCGUGCACGAUCAGCCCUUAUUGUACAUCAGAGAACCCACACAGGAGAGAAACCCUAUAAAUGCUUGGACUGUGGGAAAAGUUUCAGUCAGAGCUCACAUCUCAUUAGCCAUGCAAGAAUCCACAUGAGAGAGAGGCUAUAUAAAUGCCUUGAGUGUGGGAAAAGUUUUAUUGCACCGUCAGCCCUUAUUACACAUCAGAGAACCCACAUGGGAGAGAAACCCUAUAAAUGCCUUGAGUGUGGUGCAAGCUUCAGUCGGAGCUCAAAUCUUGUUACCCAUCAGAGACUGCACACAGGAGAGAGACCAUACAAAUGCCUUGAGUGUGGGAAAACUUUCAGUGCACCAUCAGCCCUUAUUGUCCAUCAGAGAAUCCACACAGGAGAGAAACCCUAUAAUUGCUUGGACUGUGGUAAAAGCUUCAGUCAGAGUUCACAUCUUAUUAGCCAUGGAAGAAUCCACAUGGGAGAGAGGCCAUAUAAAUGCCUCGAGUGUGGAAAAAGUUUUAUUGCAGCAUCAGCCCUUAUUGUACAUCAGAGAACCCACACAGGAGAGAGACCCUAUAAAUGCUUGGACUGUGGUAAAAGCUUCAGUUGGAGCUCAAAUCUUAUUGCCCAUGAGAGACUGCACACGGGAGAGAGACCCUAUAAAUGUUUGGACUGUGGGAAAAGCUUCAGUCAGCACGCAAGCCAUAUUAAGCAUGGGAGAAUCCACAAGGGAAAGAAACUGUGAAAAUGCCUCCACUGUGAGAAAAGUUUUAGUCAGAACUCACACCUAAGUAGACAUCAGACAAUUCAGACAACAGAGAAACCCCAUAAAUGAUUGGAUGAUGGGAAAAGCUUCAAUCCCAGGUCAUACCUUCCUAAAUGUCGGAGAAUUCACAUGGGACAAAAUCUACAAAUUCCUCAGCUAUGGAAAAAGUUCGAUUUGAAGAUCAAACCUCGCUUCACAUCUGACAAUCUAUGCAAGACAGAGAACCCAUAAAUACUUGGAUUGUGGGAAAAGCUUCAAUAACUGCAGGGAAAGAUUCAGUCUGAGCUCAUGCAUUAUUCCCAAUUGGAUAAUUCACAAAAGAAAGAGCUUGAAUGUGGGGGUAACUUCAUUUGGUGCUCACACAGCAUCCAGCAUCAGCAAAUCCACAUAGGGAGGAGGCUUCUCAGAUGUCCUUAGCAUGGAAAAUGCUUCCGUUUGAGCUAACACCGCAAUGGACACCAGAGACUCCUCCACACAGGAGAGAAAUUCUCUCAGUGCCAUAACUAGGGCUAGCCAAAGUAGAAAUUUCACUUAGUAAUUUCCAUGCACAGCAGUGGCAUUUGGCUCCCAGGUAUCCAUCUGCUCAUAUCUGGGGGCAGAUUCCAGCAGCAGCUGAUCCUGAGCUGAACAGGGACACUCUGGCUUUUUCUGGUCUAAGCAAAGCACAGGAAGAGGAGGAGAAGUCCCAGUCAGCCCCUCCUUCCUGCUGCAGCCCUGGCUGCUGAAGUUCUGGGCCUUCCUGCCUCCUGCUAACCUGCUGGGGGAAGGGAGAGAGAAACUCCUCCAGAAGCUCCCUCUGCCUGGAUGAAGUUCCACCCUUGCCUUGCCUUCCCAGGCAUGGUUUCUCUUCCAUGGAGACUAGGAGAGAGAUACUUGGGCCAGGCCCCACAUUCACUGUGGACACCUGUCCCCACCCUGCAUCUUCCAGCAAUAUUCCUGGGCUGGGCUCCCCCACUUACCUGGAGCUGGUCCCUGCAGGGUGAGUGUCACUGGGCUGGCAACACUUCCCCUCUCGAAAUCCCCUAAGGUGCUGGGAUCCCGGGGGAUCAAAUAUGAAGGGACCAGGAGGAAUGGGUUUUGCGGAGGAAUCUGAGGGAUUGAGUGGUUGGGUCUGGUGGAUGUGGGAAGCAGAGGAUGCUGGAGAAAUAAAAUGUUAGGGAUCAUGGGAUUAGAGCAGAGAGUAUGGGAAAGAGAAGUGCUGCCUCUUAUCAGUGAUGUCCUCAGCCCCUUUUCGCUGGGCAGGGAGCAGGUCCUCAGGGAAUCCAUUCUGAAGCACUUCAUGGAGAGGAAAGUGAUCAGGAACUGUCAGCAAGGAUUCACCAAGGGCAAGUCGUGCCUGACUAACCUAAUUGCCUUCUAUGAUAUGAUAACUGGCUCUGUGGAUGAGGGGAAAGCAGUGGACAUGUUAUUUCUUGACUUUAGCAAAGCUUUUGAUACAGUCUCCCACAGUAUUCUUGCCAACAAGUUAAAGAAGUAUGGGCUGGAUGAAUGGACUAUAAGGUGGAUAGAAAGCUGGCUAGAUUGUCAGGCUCAAUGGGUAGUGAUCAAUGUCCAUGUCUAGUUGGCAGCCAGUAUCAAGCGGAGAGCCCCAAGGGUCGGUCCUGGGGCCGGUUUUGUUCAAUAUCUUCAUUAAUGAUCUGGAGGAUGGUGUGGAUUGCACCCUCAGCAAGUUUGCAGAUGACACUAAACUGGGAGGAGAGGUAGAUACACUGGAGGGUAGAGAUAGGAUACAGAGGGACCUAGACAAAUUGGAGGAUUGGGCCAAAAGAAAUCUGAUGAGGUUCAACAAGGACAAGUGCAGAGUCCUGCACUUAGGACAGAAGAAUCCCAUGCACCGCCUCAGACUAGGGACUGAGUGGCUAGGCAGCAGUUCUGCAGAAAAGGACGUAGGGGUUACAGUGGACGAGAAGCUGGAUAUGAGUCAACAUUAUGCCCUCUUUGCCAAGAAGGCUAAUGGCAUUUUGGGUUGUAUAAGUAGGAGCAUUGCCAGCAGAUCGAGGGACGUGAUCAUUGUCCUCUAUUUGGCAUUGGUGAGGCCUCAUCUGGAGUACUUUGUCCAUUUGGGCCCCACACUACAAGAAGGAUGUGGAAAAAUUGGAAAGAGUCCAGCGGAGGGCAACAAAAAAGAUUAGCAAAAAGAAAAGGAGUACUUGUGGCACCUUA